UAAUGAUGAAUUCUGUGUUCCUGUCAACAUUACUUUAGAAACCACAAAGGCACCUGGACCUAACGUUUUGUUGAUUGUUGCCAUUAACGUUCCUGCUAUAAUUUUCUUUCUGAUGAUUAUUUCGGCUUUCGUAAUGCGUUGGAGAAAACGGUCCAGUGCCGACCCAAAUAACACUAACAGUAACUCGCUUCAUGCAACAUUACACGUGGGAGUGCAAGCUAUGAUUGUCUGCGUUCCUGCCGUACCCAAUAUAGCAGACAAUUACGCAAAGGAUGGACUAGAUACGAACACUUUCUCCCUACGACGUUUCCAAUCGGAGGAAACUACGUCAUUUACGAGUAUAGAAGAGGCACUAUCUCGUUCUACUGCUGACACGGCCCUUACUACACAAGCCGAUAUCCACCAGUACAGUAAUGUUGAUACAUCUGGGGAUUACGGAGACGCUGAGUCUGAUGAGAAAGAAAUGAUGUACGGUAUAGCAACAGCGAAUUCGGUGUAUGAAGACACAAAAAUAAAUCAGAGUAACCCAACACCUCACUACUGUGCGGUAAAUGCAAAUUCAGUCGAAAUGACCCAUUCUAUUCCAAGAAAUAGCUUUACCAGUACUACGGAGGACUUGGGCGUCCUAUAUCGAAGUUGUCCAGCAACGAUAACGGACGAGUGA
Molecule: messenger RNA, 664 nt
Organism: Branchiostoma belcheri (Belcher's lancelet)
Lineage: Eukaryota; Metazoa; Chordata; Leptocardii; Amphioxiformes; Branchiostomatidae
Exons: 2
Coding region: 113-664 (183 amino acids)
Source: RefSeq, a predicted model, not a curated record